GCCAAAUUGACCCCACCAAAGCUCUGAAUCUUGAACAUCAUCACCAGAAAAAGUAACAUCCCACACUACAACUUGAGCGCAUGGAUUGGUAAACCAUGUCUAAACAGUAUCUAACCACGCACACCGUGGACAAUGCACAUGUCACCGACAUCUUCUCUCUUGCCGCGACUUCCACAUCCUUACUGUCAGCCUCGGGUUCCUCGACGCUGCACGUUCACUCCACGAAAGACCAGACCUUCCCACUUGCCCAGUCCAUCAGCAAUGCCCACAAGCUGGGCUGUCACCACGUCGCCGUAUCACGAAAUGGCAAGGUAGCGGCCUCCGCAGGCUUCGGCGGCGAAGUCAAGCUCUGGAAGCAGUCUGAACUAGGCUCGGGAGAUUGGGAAUCCCAUGGCGAACUCAACACAGCAGGCGGCGCAAAUGCCAGCAGCGCAAAGAAGGCCGGCGAGGUAUGGGCCAUCGCGCUCAGUGAAGAAGGCAUGUACUUGGCCGCGACGACGUACGACGGGCGGAUCAACGUCUGGAGCCUCGAGACGCCCGAGGGCAAGAAGAUCCAGGAGUACGAGACAGGCAGCGGCGGUUCGGGCAGUUUUGGUCUCUCCGUCGACCUGAGUCGGGAUGGCAAGUGGACUGCCUCGGGGCACCAAAGCGGGGCUAUAUAUGUGUUCAACAAUGACACUGGAAAGAUCCAAUACUCCCUUCCUGGAUUGGUCAAGCCGGUUCGUGCAGUCGCUUUCUCCCCAGCCGGCUCUAGACUGGCCGCUGCCGGCGACGCAAGCAUCAUUGCCCUCUACGACAUGAAGCACGGUGAGCACGUCGGUAACCUAACGGGCCACGCUGCUUGGAUCACAAGUAUUGACUGGAGCGACACUGGUGAAUAUCUGCUGAGCGGCUCGUUCGACGGCAAAGUCAAGGUAUGGUCUAUCGAACGCAGCGCAUGCGUGGCUACGCACAACGAGACAGACAAGGCUCUCUGGAGUGUCAAGUGGCUACCUAAGACUACGAAGAACGAGAUGUUCGUCACGGCCGGAGCAAACAGGAGUUUAACCUUCUACCGCGAGGCAACUGGCAUAUGAUGAGGCGCCCAGUUUCUGGGUGGCACACUUGGCGGGGGCACAACGUUUCUUGUGGUAGAUUGAUUGUAUCUAAAACCACUCGGCAGCACUCAGGAACGAUCGAGAAAGGACGGGGUCUGCAUGUUGUGAUGGCAUUUGCUUGGCAAUGGCGUUUGAGAAAAGGUCCCGGAAAAUCAAAGUAGCUACUUCCCACUUGGGUGAUGACAUGAAUUCAAAAUGGCCAUGGACGUUUUGCAACAGAUUAUGCAGGAUACGAAUCCUAAUACAUAUUACAAUUUG
Molecule: messenger RNA, 1355 nt
Organism: Truncatella angustata
Lineage: Eukaryota; Fungi; Ascomycota; Sordariomycetes; Amphisphaeriales; Sporocadaceae
Product: meiotic recombination protein
Exons: 4
Coding region: 96-1076 (326 amino acids)
Cellular component (GO): Cdc73/Paf1 complex
Molecular function (GO): protein binding
Source: RefSeq, a predicted model, not a curated record